AAGAGGGGGAAAAAAAAGAAAAAAAAAAUUGUAAAAAAGUAAUGAGACAUAUCUGAGAAGAGAAGGCACAUGAAUCACGUUGCUGCACACGAGUAAGAUCCAUUAGCGAUGCUGUAAUUAAUUAGCGGCGUUGAAUCAGAACGAACAGCAGAUGGCGGAAGCAGAGCAGCGGAGCAGAGGCCAAAGAUGGUCUCUGAAGGGGAUGACCGCUCUCGUUACCGGCGGAACCCGCGGCAUUGGGCGGGCCACGGUGGAAGAACUAGCGGCGUUCGGGGCCGUGGUUCACACGUGCUCUCGAAGCCAGCAAGAUCUUGACCAAUGCCUCAAAGAAUGGCAAGAAAUGGGGUUCGAAGUCACCGGAUCUGUGUGCGAUGUGCACAUCAGAGAACAAAGGGAGAAGCUUAUGGAAACCGUCUCCUCUCUCUUCAAUGCCACACUCAACAUUCUGGUGAAUAAUGCAGGGACUAUGGUGAUCAAGAGCGCAGCAGAAAUUACAGAGGCAGAGCUUUCGAGGGUAAUGAGUACAAAUUUCGAGGCCUCCUUCCAUUUUUGCCAACUUGCACAUCCGCUGCUCAAAGCUUCUGGCUAUGGAAGCAUUGUCUUCAUCUCCUCUGUUUCAGGCUUGAUGUCCCUUCCAUUAUCUACUGCCUAUGCUGCAUCCAAAGGAUUCUUUGUUACAAAGGGAGUUUCUCAUAAGGGAUUGUUUGUUAAGGAAGGUGCCAUAAAUCAAAUCACGAAGAACUUGGCUUGUGAAUGGGCAAAGGAUAACAUCAGAGCAAACGCAGUGGCUCCAUGGAUCAUAAAAACUCGCUUUGUGGAACCUCCCUCUGAUAAUCCGGUACAUGUUGAAACAAUGAAGUACAUGCUAUCUGUGACACCUCUGAAACGAGGUGGAGAGCCACAUGAAGUGUCAUCGUUGGUGGCGUUUCUUUGUCUUCCAGCUGCGUCUUACAUCACUGGCCAAGUUAUUUGUGUUGACGGUGGCCAUACUGUGAAGGCUUUCCCCUUCCCUGAUCUUUGAAAUUCUCCCAAGUUUAAGUUCUCUUUUUCACACUAGGGCAUCUAUUUAUUCAUGUUUGGUUGAAAAUCUGGGAACAUAUCUUAUCAAUAUUUAUAGGUUCUAUUUAUUUCAACACUAAUGUUAUAUACGAAUUUAGGUGGAAUAUGUGGUGCCUCUACUAAUUCCUUAGCGGUGAAUACAAAUAAUUUAUUCUUUUGCUAA
Momordica charantia (bitter melon) is the source of this 1222-nucleotide messenger RNA. Its product is annotated as tropinone reductase homolog. Lineage: Eukaryota; Viridiplantae; Streptophyta; Magnoliopsida; Cucurbitales; Cucurbitaceae. The record is from RefSeq and is a predicted model, not a curated record. Gene Ontology annotation, molecular function: oxidoreductase activity.